CGUUUAAUUGAGUGGAUCGAACUCAACCGAAUGUUCGGUGUCGAGUAUUUUUUCUUCUACAACUUCUCAAUCGGCUCAAAAGUUGAAAAAGUACUGGAGUACUACGUGAAGCAAAACUUGGCCACCAUCAUCCAGUGGAAGCUGCCCAUUGAAGUGAACGAGAGGACGGACGCCUCCGACAUUCACUACUACGGCCAACUGACCGCCAUGAACGACUGCAUCACGAGAAGUCGCCUCACUUCCCACUUUGUCUUGAAUAUCGAUAUCGAUGAGUUUAUUGUACCGAUUAGGCGUCAAACAUUCUAUCAAUUAUUCACCGAUAUU
Helobdella robusta is the source of this 324-nucleotide messenger RNA. RefSeq lists its product as hypothetical. The annotation marks the transcript as partial. The transcript has a single exon. NCBI's taxonomy places the organism in Eukaryota, Metazoa, Annelida, Clitellata, Rhynchobdellida, Glossiphoniidae. The record is from RefSeq and is a predicted model, not a curated record.